AUGGACGCGCCUGCGAUUGCGCCUGUGCCCCAGUCCCCGCCACAAUGCCUCGCAUUCAAUCCAUCGACAUUACGAAGCUCCCUCGAACCGACGGAGAAGGCAGAGUACGCCGGCCACGCAGACAACCAUAUCACCUUCCUCCAUCCAGGAUAUAGCGAUAGUUCCAAGCAGAGCGUGCUAUUGCGCCUUCAAGCAUUUGAUCGAGAAGGCGGCGGUUUGCAUUUCGGGACAGCCUUCACAGCAUGUCAGAUAGUGGCAGGAAACUGUCAGAAUGGGUUUUUUACACGCCAGCGCGGUGGUCCAAAGAUUGAGAUACAAUUUGAUGAACUUUUAAGACACAAGAUGUAUUACUUUUACAAUCCCGAUAUCGAGGAUCCGAUGUACCCUGUAUGCAAGUCCUUUAGAGACUGGAGCUUCCCGCACGAUAAUCUUCCGCCCCAGUGGUCUGCUAUGGACGCAGAAGGUACAUCUAUCGAUAAUGCACCACCCUCUGCGUCCGGCUUGGCCGCAUUUGUCGGAGCUCGAGAUAAAAGUUGUCGAGUAUCGGUAAAGAGAGGCACCGACUAUUUCGAAAGCGCCCACCUGGUUCCUCGCUCGGAGUCAGGUUGGUUUGCGGCAAAUGGGAUGGGAGAAUAUAAUCUGAGCCAAACGCUACUAGGGGAUUGGAUGCUCGACGAUGUCCGCAACGCAAUCGCCCUGCGGAGUGAUAUCCAUAUCGCGUUUGACGACCGGAAGUUUGUUAUUGUUCCAAAACAGUCGAAAUGGGUUGUUCAAUUCAUGGGUCACACAAACAGUCUCGGGGACGAUUUUCACAACACACAUAUUUAUCUCAAAGGCAUCUCCCCCGAAUUCUUAUACGCCCGCUUUGCAUGGACAAUCUUCCCUUUCCUAUCAUCAUUUCUCAACGCACACAUCACGAGGGCAUUGCUGGUUCGUCUUCCCGACGGCCAAGAAAUGGCGAAACAGGUUACCUUCGAGGAGAUAAAAGCGCAAUCUCUGUCGAGGAGUCGAAGCGUCAGUCCCAGAAAGCGCCAGAUGACCAUUUCCGAUGGAGGACAGCACACAACGAAGCGAUUUUGCCUUGAUGAUAGAUUUGGGGGCACUAGUCGACAAGGCACCCCAGCUCACACCCUGUUGACAUAUACAGAUACUUCUCUGCCGAGUGUGAGCUCACCCAAAAACCUCGAACAGUCGGAUCUGGAUACGCAGACGUGGAUUCGAAGCCGCCGUCCAAGUGACCCCUCAUUAUACUGUUGCGACUAUAACAAGGCCGAGAAAGAGUCUAGAGAGGGGAUACCGGGAAAGCCGGAGUUUGGGGGUGCAUAUGUGUGUGACCAGUGUAGGGGUGUAGAAUACCGCGAGGAUAGGGAUAAGGAUGUGGAAGAUGUUUUCUUGGAUCCGGAAUGA
Pseudogymnoascus destructans is the source of this 1407-nucleotide messenger RNA. RefSeq lists its product as uncharacterized. Bases 1 to 1407 code for a protein of 468 amino acids. The record is from RefSeq and is a predicted model, not a curated record. Lineage: Eukaryota; Fungi; Ascomycota; Leotiomycetes; Thelebolales; Thelebolaceae. The transcript has a single exon.